AUGUGCAGCGAGACACCACCUGGACUGUGGAAUUUCCCCAUAUCCAAAACUCUCAUGAUAGCCACGAUUGCUAUACCAUUAGUAGCAUCUGUGGCCGAUUUGAAAUACUGGUUUUUGGUGGAAUAUCAACCCUUUAUUAAAGAAUACAAGCAAUACUACAGACUGGUAAUUUUCCAGCUAGGUGCGAUAAAUGAAAGUGAUGCUGCCCUUUUGGCUCUACUAUGGUACAAAUUUCGUCAUCUAGAGCGUCUUUUCGGCAGCCGCAAAUACCUUAGCAUCAUAUGCUUGUGUUGGGUGUACACAACUGUCCUUCUGGUAGCAGCUAACGUAGCGAUUAACAUCAUCCCGUUUGUCGAAUGGAACAGAUUCCCCACAGGAGCACUACCAAUAGUUCUCGCUCUUUUUCAUUUUUACAAAGAGUAUACUCCGCAGCUGUAUGAAUUUGACAUGGUUCUAACCCGCCCGUUUGGAUCACACUCGAAACAGCUGAAGUGGAAAUUCAACAACCAGUUUGUUCUGAACGCAUUUAUCACCCUCCUGCUGAUCAAUCAAGGCUUACCAGGGAUAGGGUGUGGCUUCUUAAGCUGGCUGACAGGCGUCCUUGUCGAUAAGGGCCUGUUUCCGGGGCUAGCUUCCUUUCGCGUACCGCUUCAUUCAAGAUUCAUGCUACCAGGCUUUCCAAGGCGAAAUAAUGAUCAAAAUGUUUCACUCAGGGCCUCAAACAACGAGAAUUCCAUGGGUGGUAGCGAUGAAACAGAAGCUACGGAUAACGGCGAUGAGCCAGCACGCCCCUUGGGAGUUCAAUUUCUCGAUACGUUCAGGCGAUAG
Molecule: messenger RNA, 828 nt
Organism: Lachancea mirantina
Lineage: Eukaryota; Fungi; Ascomycota; Saccharomycetes; Saccharomycetales; Saccharomycetaceae
Source: the annotation of a GenBank genome assembly